AGAGGAUGGAAGUGAAUGCAGUAAGAGGAGGAGGAAGCGGAGAUGAAAACACAGCUGAUAGCGGCCAGACAGUGUGCCACCUCGGAGCAUAGCCGGCCGCAGCGGGGGGCUGUCCCCGGAGACCCUCUUCUCCCACAAUCCGUUGCUGCCCCGGUCUGCUUCAUUGUGCUAUGUACCUGAUGUCCUGGACGGCGCUGUGCCCGCUGCCCGCCUCCCGGUAACCCCGUGCACUGUAGGCGGGGGUCUCGGCGCCCACCAUGGGCUUCCUGCACCAGCUGCACCUUUUGCUUUGGAAAAAUGUCACCCUGAAGCGGAGGAGCCCGUGGGUCCUGGCGUUCGAAAUCUUCAUCCCUCUGGUCCUGUUCUUCAUCUUGCUGGGACUGCGCCAGAAGAAGCCCACGAUCCGCAUGAAGGAAGUCUCGUUCUACACUGCGGCACCUCUUACCUCCGCCGGGAUCCUGCCGGUCAUGCAGUCUCUGUGUCCCGAUGGCCAGAGAGAUGAGUAUGGGUUCCUGCAGUACACAAACUCCACGGUCACCCAGCUCCUGGACCGGCUCACAGAAGUGGUGGAGAGCAGCAACCUGUUUGAUACAGACAGGCCGGGGUUGGAGGAAGAGCUGGAGUCUCUGAAGAAUCACCUGGAGUCAUUGGGCAGUGACCGAGGCUCCCUGGAGAACCAUUUCCACCGCCAGUCAGGCUUUACUUUGGAUUCAGUAGUAAAAAACAAGACGGAUUUCCGUGAAUUCCUCCAGUCCAAUCUCUCCCUGCCCAGUAACGUUGUUGAUUUACUGGCCGGCUCCAGUAUAAAUCUGCAAGCGGUUUACAACUUGCUCUUCAGCCCUUCUCACCUGUCGACUGAGGAUUUGUCAGCUAAGAGCCCCUGGGAUGCAGCCACAUCAGCAGGAGGGCAGAUCUUCAAUCUCCAUGGGAACGUUCUAGGCAAAUGGAAAUCAUUCCAGGAGGGGUUGAUUCACAAGGCCCUCCGAGACCCUCUGAAAUCCGAACACAGGGUGGCGCUCCUCAGGCUCCUGACCCUUGCACUCGGCCUUGCCAUCCACGAUGUGUCGUCUGAAAGCUACGACCCUCAGGCCGCGGUGAAGGAGAUAGAGGAAAUUCUCUUCACUCCAAAAGAACUGGAGUUCCUGACUUGUGAAGGGAGUUUGGAUCAGCUCGGGAGUAUCCUUGGAGUAUCUGAAGCCAAGCGACCCCUGCUCGCCUCCUAUAAGAACAUUGUAUGUGAUGGCAGUGAGCCUGCACGGAUGGAGCGUUUCCAAGAACUGGCCGGGGAGCUGAGGGAGCAGGUGGACAUACACAAGACGGUCAGCCGUCUUCGCCUGGAUGAGGUAAAUGCCAAUGAAACACAGCACCGACUGCGCUCGCUCCUGGAGGAUCUGCUGCAAGUGGAGAAAAUCCUGAAAGACGUGGAUAUACUCUCUGCCCUGGCCAAGCUGUUACCCAAAGGCGCCUGUGCCAGCAAAAGCAACCCAACGUCGGUUAAUGCCACUAACUGGAACUUCAACACCACCAGUAAUGCCAACUCCACCGGAGAAGAGGAAGAGGGCAGAGUCCAUGGGAGCAAGGCAGAUGAAGAAAACCCCCGCAGCCAAUUUUCGGCCUUUGUUCAGCUCUGGGCUGGCCUGCAGCCCAUCCUCUGCGGCAUCAACCGAACCAUUGAGCCAGAAGCCCUGAAACAAGGGAAUAUGAGCUCCCUGGGCUUUACCAGCAAAGAGCAGAGGAACCUGGGGCUUCUUGUGCACCUCAUGACCACCAACCCCAAAAUCCUUUACUCUCCUGUAGGAACGGAGGUUGACAAAGUCAUCCUGAAGGCCAAUGAGACGUUUGCAUUUGUGGGCAACGUGACGCAAUACGCCAAGAUGUGGAUGAACAUCUCGGCAGAGAUCCGCAGUCUGCUGGAGGACGGGAUGCUGCAGCAACGUAUCCAGCGGCUGCAAGAGGUUACCAGCUAUCUGCAGAAACUUCCAGAGUUUCAGAACGGCUCAGACAGCGAAUUGCUGCGCGCGGUGCUCAGCUCUAACUUCACCGCGCUCAACGCCAGCACCCUGCUGCAGCAGCUGGACACCAUUGACAACGCAGCGUGCGGCUGGACGCGCUUUAUGUCUAAGGUCAGCGUAGACAUAUUCAAGGGGUUCCCCAAUGAGGACAGCAUUGUGAAUUACACCCUGAACCAGGCCUAUCAGGACAACGUGACGGUGUUCGCAAGUGUCAUCUUCCAAACCAAACCUGAUGGUUCUCUCCCUCCGCACGUCAUGUACAAGAUCAGACAGAAUUCCAGUUUUACAGAAAAGACCAAUGAAAUCCGCCGGGCGUACUGGAGGCCCGGACCCAACACUGGAGGCCGCUUCUACUUCCUUUACGGCUUUGUCUGGAUACAAGAUAUGAUGGAGAGAGCGAUAAUUAAUACCAUUGUGGGCCAUGAUGUAGUGGAACCUGGAAACUAUGUGCAGAUGUUUCCAUAUCCGUGUUACACGCGUGACGACUUCCUGUUUGUGAUCGAGCACAUGAUGCCGCUGUGUAUGGUCAUCUCCUGGGUGUAUUCUGUAGCUAUGAUGAUCCAACACAUAGUAGCCGAGAAGGAGCAUCGUCUGAAAGAGGUGAUGAAGAUGAUGGGUCUGAAUAACGCCGUGCACUGGGUGGCCUGGUUUAUCACAGGCUUUGUUCAGCUCUCCAUCUCCGUGACCGCUCUUACCGGCAUCCUAAAGUACGGCCAAGUCCUCAUGCACAGCAAUGUCUUCAUCAUCUGGCUCUUCCUCUCCAUCUACGCUGUGGCCACCAUCAUGUUUUGCUUCCUGGUGUCCGUACUUUACUCCAAGGCUAAGUUGGCCUCUGCCUGCGGUGGGAUAAUCUACUUCCUCAGCUACGUUCCCUAUAUGUAUGUCGCGAUCAGGGAAGAAGUGGCACAUGAUAAAAUCACCGCCUUCGAGAAGUGCAUUGCCUCGCUCAUGUCUACAACUGCCUUUGGCCUCGGCUCCAAGUACUUUGCAUUGUACGAGGUGGCAGGGGUCGGAAUCCAGUGGAAAACAUUAAGCCAGUCUCCGGUGGAAGGGGAUGACUUCAACCUCAUGCUGUCCAUGAUGAUGCUGAUAAUUGAUGCAGUAGCGUACGGCAUUUUGACCUGGUACAUUGAAGCCGUUCACCCAGGCAUGUAUGGACUUCCCCGACCCUGGUACUUUCCCUUCCAACGAUCUUAUUGGCUCGGAAGUGGUCGUAUAGAAACCUGGGAAUGGUCUUGGCCAUGGUCGCGGCCAACUCGUCUUAGCAUCAUGGAAGAAGACCAAGCCUGUGCCAUGGAGAGUCGAAGACUAGAGGAGACCCGCGGAAUAGAAGAAGAACCCAAUCAUCUCCCGUUAGUUGUUUGUAUUGACAAGCUGACUAAAAUCUACAAGACCGGUAAAAAGCUGGCACUGAACAAACUGAGCCUGAAUCUGCACGAGAACCAGGUGGUGUCUUUCCUAGGACAUAACGGAGCGGGAAAAACCACCACCAUGUCCAUCCUCACCGGUCUGUUUCCCCCAACCUCUGGUUCAGCCACCAUCUAUGGACAUGAUAUUCGCACUGAAAUGAAUGAGAUUCGGAAGAGUUUGGGCAUGUGUCCUCAACACAACGUGCUCUUCGACAAACUGACUGUAGAAGAACAUCUCUGGUUCUACUCCCGACUGAAGGGCAUGGCUGAGGAGGCAAUACGCAAGGAGAUGGGCAAGAUGAUUGAAGACCUGGAGUUAUCAAACAAGCGUCACUCUCUGGUCCAGACCCUAUCCGGAGGAAUGAAAAGGAAGCUGUCCGUGGCGAUUGCUUUUGUCGGUGGGUCCAAAGCUGUUAUAUUAGACGAGCCAACAGCCGGCGUUGACCCCUAUGCAAGAAGGGCAAUAUGGGAUCUUAUUCUGAAGUACAAACAAGGCCACACCAUCCUCCUCUCCACCCAUCAUAUGGAUGAAGCCGAUCUUCUGGGUGACCGCAUUGCGAUCAUUUCUCACGGGAAGCUAAAAUGUUGUGGCUCUCCGCUGUUUCUGAAGAGUACCUACGGAGAUGGAUAUAAAUUAACGGUGGUGAAAAAGCAGAGUGGCCCAGAUUUCGGCUCAACCUCCUGUAUCAGUCCCUGUUCAGAACCGCGGGUGUCUCAGUUUAUUAAGAAAUAUGUGGCCUCCUGUCUCCUGGUCUCUGACACAAAUACGGAGCUGUCCUACAUCCUCCCCAGCGAGUCCAUCAGGAAAGGCUGUUUUGAGCGUCUCUUCCAGCACCUUGAGCAGAGCCUUGAUGAUCUAGACUUAACCAGCUUUGGACUGAUGGACACGACCUUGGAAGAAGUUUUCCUCAAGGUGUCAGAAGAAGACCAGUCCCUUGAAAACAGUGAUGCAGAUAUGAAGGAGUCGAAGAAAGACACUUUGCGGCCUAUUAUUCAGCCAGAUUCCAGCACUGAUCCAUCAUCCUUGACUGAUCCAGAAGACAAACCCGAAGUAGAACUCAACAACUUUGCAUCAGAAGUUCUCCCGGGUCUGUCCCCUGGUUCCCUGCGUUCUGGCUCAUCCUCUUCUGUGGGAUCUGUGAGAGGAGAGGAAGGUGGAGCGUACGCCGAGUUCUACGGUGACUACUCGCCGUUGUUUGAUACCUCACAGGAUGUGGAGAACCUAAGCCUGCAAGAUCCAGAGGUCGAGGAGCAGGUCAUAGACGGUCAAGGCAGCUACAAGCUGGAAGGUUCCUGGCUGAAGCUGCGGCAGUUCCAUGGACUGAUUGUAAAGCGUUUCCACUGUGCAAAGAGGAACACCAAAGCCCUCUUCUCCCAAAUUCUUCUCCCCGCAUUCUUUGUAUGCGUUGCCAUGACUGUGGCAUUGUCUGUGCCCGAGAUUGGUGAUCUCCCGCCGCUGAUCUUGUCCCCCUCUCAGUAUCACAACUAUACUCAGCCCAGGGGUAACUUUGUUCCUUACGCUAAUGAAGAGCAGCCAGAGUACAGGUUAAAGCUGUCCCCAGACGCCAGUCCUCAGAUGCUCGUUAGCACGUUCUACCUACCUUCUGGUAUCGGGGCUACCUGUGUUCUAAAGACGGCGUUUAACAGCACCUUGGAUCAGCUGGUGCAAUCCCUCAAUUUAAACAGCAAUGAGUCCAAGAUGCUGGCAGCCCAGUACUUUGAUGCCAUGUGCGUGGAUUCUUUCACCCAGGGGCUACCACUCUCCAACUUUGUGCCUCUGCCGCCCUCUCCGGCCCCUUCGGAGUAUCCAACAGAGGAGGACCUCGCUCACCUGUGGAAUGCCACUACUUAUCUACCUCCCUCUGUACCUGCAGAAGACAUCACCACCACUCCUCCUCUGCCCCGGCGCAUCCAUGAGCCAGUCAGAUGUACAUGUUCCAUGCAAGGAACCGGCUUCUCUUGUCCAAAUGGGGUUGGUGGCCACCCUAACCAAAUGAAGGUUGUCACUGGGGACAUCAUGGUGGACAUCAGUGGACGGAAUGUGAGUGAAUAUCUGCUGUACACCUCGGAUCGAUUCAGACUACACAGGUACGGGGCAGUGACAUUUGGAAAUGUGCAGAAAUCUAUCCCAGCAUCCUUCGGGACAAAGGCGCCCCCUAUGUUACGGAAGAUUGCGGUUAGACACACGGCUCAGGCAUUUUACAACAAUAAAGGAUACCACAGUAUGCCCACCUACCUCAAUGCCCUGAAUAAUGCCAUCUUGAGGGCCAACUUGCCAGCAUCCAAAGGAAACCGUGCCGCCUAUGGUAUCACCGUUACCAAUCAUCCGAUGAACAAAACUAGCGCCAGCCUCUCCUUGGACUACCUGUUACAAGGCACAGAUGUGGUGAUCGCCAUAUUCAUCAUUGUCGCCAUGUCCUUCGUUCCUGCGAGUUUUGUCGUGUUCCUCGUAGCGGAGAAAUCAACUAAGGCAAAGCACCUGCAGUUUGUCAGCGGCUGCAACCCUGUCAUCUACUGGUUGGCCAAUUAUGUUUGGGACAUGCUAAAUUAUCUGGUUCCUGCUACUUGCUGCAUCAUUAUCCUGUUUGUGUUUGACCUUCCUGCGUAUACGUCUCCGACCAACUUCCCAGCUGUACUGUCCCUCUUCCUACUCUACGGCUGGUCAAUCACACCCAUCAUGUAUCCCGCCUCCUUCUGGUUUGAGGUGCCCAGCACGGCCUACGUCUUCCUCAUCGUCAUCAACCUGUUCAUUGGGAUUACAGCCACUGUGGCCACUUUCCUGCUGCAGCUGUUUGAACAUGAUAAGGACUUGAAGUUGGUGAACAGUUACCUGAAGAGCUGCUUCCUCAUCUUCCCCAACUACAACCUCGGGCACGGACUUAUGGAGAUGGCCUACAACGAAUAUAUUAACGAGUACUACGCGAAGAUCGGUCAGUUUGAUAAGAUGAAGUCUCCAUUUGAGUGGGAUAUCGUCACCCGGGGCCUGGUGGCAAUGACCAUAGAAGGGUUUGUCGGUUUCUUCAUCACGAUUAUGUGCCAGUAUAACUUCUUCCGCAAACCACAGCGUCUCCCCAUUUCUAAUAAACCCAUUGAGGAUGACGACAUAGAUGUGGCAAACGAGCGACAGAGAGUUUUACGUGGGGGAGCGGAUAAUGACAUGUUAAAGAUCGAGAAUCUGACUAAGGUGUAUAAAUCUCGUAAGAUGGGCCGCAUCUUAGCAGUCGAUCGUCUUUGUGUUGGAGUCCAGCCUGGUGAAUGUUUUGGCCUCCUCGGAGUAAACGGAGCUGGGAAGACCACCACCUUCAAGAUGCUGACCGGAGACGAGAGCACCACAGGUGGAGAAGCCUUCAUCAAUGGUCACAGCGUGUUGAAGGAGCUUCUUCAGGUGCAGCAGAGCAUCGGGUACUGCCCACAGUUUGAUGCGUUAUUUGACGAACUGACGGCCCAGGAACACCUAGAGCUUUACACCCGUCUCAGGGGGAUCCCAUGGAAAGACGAGGAAAGGGUGGUAAAUUGGGCUUUGGAGAAACUGGAACUGACUCCCUACGCGGACAGACCAGCGGGAACCUAUAGUGGCGGCAACAAGAGGAAGUUAUCUACGGCCAUUGCUCUUAUCGGCUACCCGUCCUUCAUCUUUCUGGAUGAACCCACAACGGGAAUGGACCCCAAAGCUCGCCGUUUCCUGUGGAACCUAAUCCUGGAUAUUAUAAAAACGGGGCGUUCUCUGGUGCUGACGUCACACAGCAUGGAAGAAUGUGAAGCUCUCUGCACUCGCCUGGCGAUUAUGGUGAAUGGGCGUCUCAAAUGCCUCGGGAGCAUCCAGCAUCUGAAAAACCGAUUUGGUGACGGGUACAUGAUCACAGUGAGGAUGAAAUCCAGCGUCAACGUUAAGGAAGUCGUACGGUACUUCAACAGGAACUUCCCAGAAGCUAUUCUCAAAGAAAGACACAAUACUAAAGUCCAGUACCAACUCAAGUCCGAACAGGUCUCUCUUGCUCAAGUCUUCAGCAAGAUGGAGCAAGUGGUGGACGUGCUGGGGAUCGAGGACUACUCUGUCAGCCAGACCACUCUGGACAAUGUAUUCGUCAACUUUGCAAAGAAGCAGAGCGAUAAUCUGGAGCAACAAGAGGCAAACCAUACUAACACGGUGCCGUCCUCCAUGGAGCGAGUGCUGAGCCUCCUGCGACCCCGGACCACCCCCACUGAACUACGGGCCCUUGUGGUGGAGGAGCCAGAAGAUCUAGAGACUGAUGAUGAAGGCCUGAUCAGCUUCGAAGAGGAAAGGGCUCAGUUGUCUUUUAAUACAGACACGCUCUGCUGAGAAGACGUCUUCAUUCUGCAGUAAAACCCAAUACGCUGGAGACCACUGCCCCAUUUUUACUACAACCCCCCCCCCCCCCCCCUCCUUCCUCCAGGAAUCAAACCCAGGGGUUGUAUGGAAAUAUUGUCCACUGUGCCGGACAGCUGUGUAUACAGUGUACACGGACCUGGCUCAGGGUGCCACGUAUACCACUGUCCAUGCACAGGGGGUACUGCUCUGAAAUGGACAGAGAGAGCAGACUCCAUAACUGAACACAGCCGAGGCCAUAGCAAUGGCGCGUCAAAGACGUGGGUAGACAUGGGGCCCCGCGGCAUCUGCUAGGGCCAGAGAAUGGAUGAGACUGGCUGCAGCAGAGGAUUCUCUUUACUGAUGUCGUUUUAGGAAUGUAUAUACGUCAUGCUGCAGACAGGAGGCGCCACUGUCCUUGACGCACUUUCAUUUUUCAGGACAUUCGCAGCAGACGCGGUGCUCUGCUCUCCGGGCAUUACUAUGAUUUGGUUUUACGUUUUGCUGUUUUUAGUGCUGAUGUCCCCUUUUUUCCCCCCGUCUGUUUGUGCAAUAUAACUGUGCCAACCACUGUACAUAGUGUCGCUGCAGGGGGCGCUCAUGGCCAGCAGGUACCCUUGUGGCCAUUUUAAGGAACUGCACUGCCAAAAAAAUAUGGGUUAUGUAUGUUGUAUAUAAUGCUUUAUUUUGUGUUUUUGUUUGCCUUUUUCCAAAAAUUGCAAAUUAAAUGACCAAAAUAUGUGCACUUUA
Messenger RNA from Bufo gargarizans (Asiatic toad), 8498 nucleotides. It is a transcript of the gene ABCA2, whose product is annotated as ATP binding cassette subfamily A member 2. Gene Ontology annotation, cellular component: intracellular membrane-bounded organelle; membrane. Lineage: Eukaryota; Metazoa; Chordata; Amphibia; Anura; Bufonidae. The record is from RefSeq and is a predicted model, not a curated record. The coding region runs from base 258 to 7742 and encodes 2494 amino acids. Gene Ontology annotation, biological process: transmembrane transport; lipid transport. The transcript is spliced from 49 exons. Gene Ontology annotation, molecular function: ABC-type transporter activity; lipid carrier activity; ATP binding.